GCAAAUUAGAUUUUGAUUUGACAAAAAGAGAAGUUAAAUGUUGCAAGUUUCAGUUGUGGCUUUAAGGUCCAAAGAAGGACCUAACGAGGCGCACCUGAAGGCAGCGCUUCUCCUCCAGUCAAAACGGAGCCAUAUGAGGUGAACCUGCCUUGCCCGCGGUCAAGCCCCACACUGGACUCAUUGUGGUGGGCAACCCAAACGCUGCUUCCCCUACUUUGCGAUGAUUUUCGCUUGUUAACGUGUUGACGCAACAUUUAUAAAUUUUCGGAUAUAGGUAAUGUUAGCUAGCUGCUCGGCUAGGCGGACGCUGUUGGUAAAGCAGGUGAUGACUUUAUUGUUUUCCAUCAUGUCGAAAUCGUCCGGUUAUUUUUAGCUAGCAUUGCAGGCUAAUAGUAGCGAGCAAGCGUGACUAAUCGGUCUGUUGUUAAGAGAAACAAUACAAAUGGAGCAGUGGCAGGACGCGGCCUCCCGGCAGGUCAAGCUGCUUACUGACAGACUGAAUGAACUGCUGUCUCACGGCCUGGAGCUGCUGCACUCCGAGCUCGGCGUGGAUUUGGGGCUGAAGCCUGAGCUUAUUCCGCCAUGGGUGAUCCUCUUAGCAGCAUGUAUCGGGCUGGUGCUAAUGGUCGCCCUGUGGGCCUCAGCCUGCCGGUCUCCUUUCAAGAAACGAGCCGCUGUCAGCUCCGCGCACGACGGCACGGAAAUAAAACCGAGCGGCGCCAAGGCUGCGAUAAAAUCCGAGGAGCAGAAGAAAAAGAGGAAGAAGGCAGACAAGAAAGCCCAGGCAGCCCAGCCGAACGGGAGAGCUGUUGCUGAACCCCAGGAAGAAGCUGUGGUGUCAGAGGAGAUAGUGCCACAUCACCAGCCGCCUCCACCAGAAGUCAAGGCUGAAAAGGUUGCAGAGGUAAAGAAGUCUAAGAAGAAAGCCAAACAGGCUGUGAAGGAGAAUAAGACUGUGACUACAGAUGGAAAAGAACCAGAAGAAGGCACGUGGGAGACCAAGGUCAGUAACAAGGAGAAGCGUGAGCAACGCAAGAAGGACAAAACUUCCAGUGAUGGCUCAGCGAGUCCUGGAGGAGUUGACACUCCUGUCAGUGCUCCCCCAGAGCAACCCAAGACUGCUACAGCCCCCGCACUUGCUGGCCCGAAGAAGAAAAAAGGGGAAGCCUCCAAGAUGAAAACAGAGAAAGUUGAGGCUGGUGUAUCUCAAGUGUUAGUAAACAGCAGCGAGCCGGCAGUGGUGGCCGGUGGUUUGACUGACGUCCCUGUCAAGGCUCCAGCUCACACAGUUAAUCCAGACCUGGGCCGCUGGACAGCCAAACGGGAGCCACAAUCGCUGUGGGGAGCAGAGAUUGAUGGGUCAUGGACUGUGAUUGAAAGUGGGAUGAAGACAUCGGACCUGAAUCUUAUGUCUUUUAGCGCACUGGGAGUUGGUGCUGCUGAGCCCCAGCCUGUGACUGAGCUGCCCUGGCUCAGCCAGCCCCAAGUGGAUGAUGAGUGGUCUGGACUGAACGGCGGCUCAGUCGACCCCAGUUCUGACUGGAACGCCCCCUCUGAAGCCUGGGGCAACUACGAAGAGCCCACUCCUGAGCUGCCAGCCCCCCAGCCGCAGCCUCUCCCUGAGCCUGCCAAGGUCAACCUGCUGAUCAGAGCGGCUGAUGAAGAUGAGGAGGAGAAGGAUAAGGUGGAGACUGCUGCUGACGGAGCAGGUAAAACUAAAAAGAAGAAAAAGAAGAAGAAGAAGACAACUGAGGAGGGAGGACCUGUUGGCCAGGAGGGAGAGGAGCCAGAGAAGGACGUGGCCUCUGAGGCCCCUCUGAAGAAGCAGCCGCCUAUUCAGGAGAAUGCCGCCGCCAUCCAGCCUGUCAAAACAGCCUCUGUCGAGGCGAGAGUGGAGCGACCAGUGAAGGACAACAUAUCCCAGAAACCCCCCGUCACACAAGUGCCACAGAAGCCAACCGAGGGAGUGCCCACUGCCAAGCAGAACACCCUUCCUGCUCCAACACAACAAAAAAAACCCGAGGAGAGCCAAGCCCCUAAGCCAGCGAAAAAGAAGAAGGCGAGGAGAGAGACAUGAUGAGACAGAGUCCAUUCUACAGACUUCUGUAUGCAAAAGACUCCAUAUCGCGUUUAUGCAACGACACCUUUUGUGACAAGAACUUUGAACUAAAACUACAUGAUGGACUUGUCUUCAAACCUGUCUGGAAAAAUCAAAAAAGACUUCUGAACCUUUCUACACUUUCGAGUGUCAGUCGGUGGAUCAUUCAGGACAUGGCGCAAGCUGACAUAAUGCGAUGUUAACGCUGAUUUUUUUUUUUUUCUUUCUUUCCAAUUAUGCAUUUGAUUCACUCAGAUUCUGUCCUUAAGUCCACUGAAUCAAGUAACUGACUGAUUGAAGGAACUGUACUGUAAUUAUUAGAAGUUUAGAAAAUACUGAUCAUGUUUAGAAAAUUUGAUGUUGUGGUGGCUAACGGAUGAGAUUUACUGUAUAGAAAAUGAUCCGGUCCACAGCGCGCAUCAGGUCACACAAGACUAUCCCAUAAUGCUGAACUGGCCUUUGCUUUGUAGUCUUUUCUUUCAGCCUCUUACAUUCACACAGUUACAGUGAGCGCUGUUGGACGAAGCAGAAACACUACAAGUACAUCAGAUGUUUAUUUGAAUAGUGAUUGGACACCAACAUUUGAGUUAGGCUCACCAGGGUGUAAACAAUGAAGAACGUGUGCAUAGAAAUGUGUGAUUUAAAAAAAAAAAAAAAAAAAAAACUACAAAAAAAAAAAAAGAC
Myripristis murdjan (pinecone soldierfish) is the source of this 2782-nucleotide messenger RNA. RefSeq names its product protein LYRIC-like. NCBI's taxonomy places the organism in Eukaryota, Metazoa, Chordata, Actinopteri, Holocentriformes, Holocentridae. The transcript has 13 exons. The record is from RefSeq and is a predicted model, not a curated record. Gene Ontology annotation, biological process: positive regulation of angiogenesis; negative regulation of apoptotic process; regulation of transcription by RNA polymerase II. Gene Ontology annotation, molecular function: transcription coregulator activity. Gene Ontology annotation, cellular component: nucleus. Bases 443 to 2077 code for a protein of 544 amino acids.